UAGGAUGAUAUACAAUAUGUAGAAAAUUAUUGAAAAUCAAAAUAACAUAAUAUCUAAGGACUAUUAUCCCAAGAUACAAAUAACGUAUGAAACUUGUUUAAAGGAUAUCAGGUGACGUCACUGCAGCAAAAUUAUCUAAGAGCAGCACCGCAUGGUGCUUUCGAAGAAAUAAAUCGCUGAAGUCACUAUCCUUUCCUAGAUGACUUAAAAGUAAGUUACUUUUGCAAAUGGUGAACACAGCGUAGCCCGUCAAUUUGAAGUGCAACAAUGACGAUACAAAAAAAAACUUACGACAUUCGUGUAGCUGUAAUCUGAGUAUUCUGUACUAUGUUUCCUACCGUACAGACCACUAUUAAGUUGUAAUAUUUUGUGCUUACUGUAUGGACACUAUAUCAUGGUUCACUGCGGUGAGCUAAUAAUCGGUGGAAUUCGGUUAAUGUUUACCGUCCCUGACCAACGAGUGAAUUUGUUUGUCGUUAAACUUGACAUAAUAGAUAUUAUUUAUUUAUGUUUAACACUUCAAUUUUUAAUUGAAACAAAAUAUUUCCGUUAAAUGGAUCCAGACGAAAACACUACUAAAAAAACUACUUGUAAUAAUAAGAAAGGUAAAUCAAAAAAGAAUAAAAUGGCUGCUACUGAUGAAGAAUCCAUUCCGAAUGAGCUCUUGAUUGUGGACGAAAAUAGUUCAGGCUCAAAAAGUGCCAAGGUUCCUAUAAGUAAACCAACGAGCUCCACAGGCGUCACAAACAAUCUUAACAAAAAAAGGAAAAAACGAGAUAGUGGAUCAAGUGAUGAAGAACGUUGGCUUACAGCUAUUGAAUCUGGCAAAUUGGAAGAUGUUGACGAUGAACUAAAAAAAAUUAAGCGAAAAGAUCCAGCUUUAAUGACUGCUAGGCAGAGAGCCAUGUAUGACAGAGGUGUAGAUGGUAAUACUUCUACAACAUUGAUGUCAUUACCAACAGGAUAUAAAGAAAAGGUGAUGACAGCUGAGGCCAUUCAAAAAGCAGCUAUUAAAUCAUUGAAAAGAAAGCAACUGGCUGAUGAAAAACGAGAAAAGGACAAAAAGAAAACAAUGGAAAGGUUAUUAAAAAAACAAGAUUCUAAAGCAGCCAAACAAGCUAAAACAAAAGUAAUACGUUCUAGCAUUCCAACCCUACUUUAUAAACAAAGUUUAAAGUCAACAAUUCUAGCAGUACCUAUUGGUGUAGAUUAUCCCAUAAUUUCUCAGGUUGCACCUGAACUUAAAAAAAUUGUGUUUUGUACUAUGAAUUGUGGAAAUGUGAAAAAGUACUGUUGUUCAAAAACUGGAGCACCAUUGUGUAGUUUUGAAUGCUACAAGAAAAAUAUUUCAAGUAGAGUAAUUUAAACAAAUUUUUAAAUAAUAAU
Molecule: messenger RNA, 1386 nt
Organism: Cylas formicarius (sweet potato weevil)
Lineage: Eukaryota; Metazoa; Arthropoda; Insecta; Coleoptera; Brentidae
Product: INO80 complex subunit B
Exons: 2
Coding region: 554-1366 (270 amino acids)
Biological process (GO): chromatin remodeling
Cellular component (GO): Ino80 complex
Source: RefSeq, a predicted model, not a curated record